This is a messenger RNA of Anneissia japonica, 1166 nucleotides long. RefSeq names its product fucolectin-1-like. Lineage: Eukaryota; Metazoa; Echinodermata; Crinoidea; Comatulida; Comatulidae. The transcript is spliced from 5 exons. Bases 251 to 985 code for a protein of 244 amino acids. The record is from RefSeq and is a predicted model, not a curated record.
UAUAUUGAUGACAAAUUCGUGUAGACUAUAAUAGCUAUUACUCAUUUUACGACCGGUUAAAAUACUGGAUCGAAUUUUGACAAUUUAGUACAUUAUAAUUCAUGCAGAUUACUCUAUUGCAUAGUGGUAUCAAUGAAUGAUGGGAUCACAACUAUAAUUACCAAACACAUUGACAAGGUUCUUAUUACGAAUGACAGCCUUCAAGUAACACUCUUCAUAGAGCCCGAUUGUGUUUCAUCCCUACAGCACUAUGUUGAAUGUUAGCUUGUUUACAGAAGUUAAUGUUAUGAUAUUCCUGUUUAUUCGAGACGUAAGUGCAGGCGAUCUGUUAUCGAGGAGGAAACCUGUUACUCAGAGUACACUAUAUUCAGGCGGAAUACCUGAAAAAGCAGUUGACGGAAAUUAUGCUACUAGAUGGAUAGAUGGCUCGUGCAUACAUACGGUCUUGGACACCCCUAGUUGGUGGAUGCUUGAUCUUGAGCAGCAUUUUCGGAUUGAUUUCAUACGCAUAUUCCAACGAUCGGAAACAGUCAAUAGACGUAAUGGUCUAGUGGUAAAAGUCAGUGAUACGUCGGACUUCACUGAAGAUUGUGACCAGUGUGGUUCUACCAUUUACGAGGCUGACGGACCGAUUGUUGAAAGGAAUUGCCCCCUGACAAAGACUUGGCAAUUUGUGAAGAUCACUUCACCGCAAACUCUCAACGUAUGUGAAGUUGAAGUCUUUGGUGCAAUACUAGAAAACGCGUAUUUCAAGACGCCUACCACAGCUAAUGAGUUUGGAUGUAAAUUUGGAUUGAAUGAGUCUACACGAAGAUUAGGCCUAUGUGUCAGAUGUGCGAUGCGUUGCUUAAGAGAUUAUCGGUGUGAUUCGUUUCAAUAUGACGAAGAUUCGAAAUGCCAGCUACAAUGGGAAAGGAACCAAGGUGAACAAAGUCUCAGAAAUACACGAUUGUGGAAUGCCAACCGAAUCAUUCAUUCUCAUUAACUGUUUGGCAUCUUUUUCAUUGUUCGACUAACUUAAAGCCAACCUGACUGGAUAAUGAAAACAGCAUAGUUACCAACCGUCUCGCAUCGUGCGGUCCCGCAUUUCAAAGUGAUUUUUGUUGAAACACGUAGGCUAUUUUGCAGAAACACAUGCGUGAUCUUAAAUUUGUCACGCAUUUAGC